AUGGCAUGGAGAAAUCAGCCAAAUACUUGCGCUUCUCCAUGUCCACGUGCAGUCCCCUCGACAAGUGCGUCUCGGAUGCUGGAAUCAUAUGAAAUAUCCGAUGAUUUACAACGUCGCCAUAUUCAGGUAAAUAAAAUGGCUGGUUUUGAAUAUUUAUAGGCUUUGGAAAGGAAAUAUGGAGGAAAGUUGAGAGCCCAUUCCGCUGCCACCAAGAUCCAAAGGGCCUUUCGUCUGUAUCGUCUGCAUAAACAGUUCCGAUCAGUGGUGACACGGGAAUCAAAUCUGCCCUCCGAGUUCUCACCUAGGUCAUUGGAAACCGAAUUUCUGUAUGGGAAGUCGAUGAACGAUGCCUUUCCACUGGUUCGAGGAACGGCCACGGUCUCCCAGCCGGUUCUAAAGUAAGUUCGGUUUGUUUUUGUUGCCCUAGUUUAGGUAUGCACGACGUAACUGAGCUUUUGAGACAACCUGUAAUAAAUCAACAUUCGCGGUGUUUUUAGGUAUCAGGCAGCUAAUUCUCUCCGCGCCCAGUUAUUUGUCGAACGAUCAGUAAUAUCACCACGCAAGAAUUCCACACCGCUAGCAGAAAACAUGAUUCAGAACUCAGGAAAUGGGAGUAGUUCGUCCCGAGGCUUUGCAGAGCUGAUGUCGCCACGUCUCAGUCAGCGACACGCCUUCGGAUCGCCGUAUGGCAGCAAUGUUUAUUCGAAUUCGAUGUCGCCAUCUGUUUGGGUGCCCCAGCGCGGGAAGAAGACCGAUUUGAGGAGUCCGUCGCCUUGCUCCCGAGUUCAAGAUCCUCCAUUUUCCUUGAGCGACGGCCACGCCAAUCUGAACCACACGAAUAGCCUGCCACGCCUGGACGGGGCCCGCAAAUUUAAGUCGAAUCUGGAUUGUCGGCCAGGGUAAGAAGGGCUUAUUAAAUGGUGGGUGCGCGGCUUUUUCGAUCCGCGAGGUUUCCCUUCCGGUGGCCGAAUAACUGAAAGGAAUGGCAGGGGUCGCCCUUAUUUAUUUACUGAUGUUCUGAUGAUUUUUCUCGUCUUUUUAUCUCUGGGUGUGCGUUCAGAACCCAAUCCCAUUUCGUUUGAAGCGCCGUUUUAUCAGUGGAUCUACACAAAAACCGUGUUGGCACUAAGUUAAAUGAUUUUAAAGACAACGUUUACUUCUAAUUAUUUUUUUUGGUCCCAAUUUAUACCAGAAAUGUCAGAGAGCUUUUUUUUCGAUAGUUUCUAAGUAUGCCUUUUCGUUAUGAAAUCAAAAUAACUCUUUUUUAUUAUUCGGUGGGUCUCUUAUAUCACAAAUUUCUCAUCGCCGGUCUUGCUCCCCUGAUCCCUCCGAUUUCCCGUAAUAUUUAUUUAUUUUCAGUAUGCCAAGCAACGGGGAUAUUACCCAGUUUAAACAGACAUCGGGCGGCUCUGUUCUCUGUUCUCAGAACGCGUCGGUCUCGCUGAAUGUGAAUGCUGAAACUUCGUAUUCGAUAAGGUCAACCAAAGAAAGUGAUCUGCAUCGUCGUCGACUCUACAGAAUCGCUCUUAACUUCUUUAACAAAAAGCCGGAUAGAGGGAUCCGACUGCUUAUCGAUUGGGGAUUUGUCGAUGAAAACCCGAAUGCCAUAGCUAAGCUAUUUUUGAGUCGGCGAGGACUGGGAAAACAGAUGAUCGGCGAGUUUUUGGGCACGCUAAGAUCAACUUUCCACGCGCAGAUCCUAGAAGAUGUCCUAUCGCAGAUAUCUAUGCAUAAUGUGGAGGUGGAUUCGGCUUUGAGAGAGAUGCUGCAUUACUUCCGACUUCCAAGCGAAGCACAGAAGAUCGACUACGUCAUGCAGGUAAGGAAACUGGUCAGCUUUCGUAUUGCGCAAAGCGUUACGUAAAGCGUUUGUAUGAAUGUGUCGAUCAUUAAGCCGUUUUGAAGAGGGGGACUUGAAUUGAUCGCAUGAGGGGAGUAUUAUUUGUGAAGAGUCGGGUUAACAGUCUGAUAAGAGGAUUUCCUCGUAAGAACAAGCGAGUAGUAAGGAAAUAAUUUUUGCAGGCCUUUGCACGUCGAUAUAAACAAUGCAAUGCCGGCAGAUUACCUCCAGAGAUCACAACCGAUGCCAUAUACAUCUUGGCUUUUGCUACCAUUAUGUUGAAUACAGAUUUGCAUUCUCCCUCGAUGAAAGAAAGCAAGAAAAUGACCGUUGACGAAUUUGUUCGGAAUACUUGGAGAGCUGACGACAGUAAAAUGUUUGAGAGGUAAUCCUUUUUAUACCUUUAUUGCCACUUUUUUUGUUUUAAUUAUUUUUUUAUGUUCAGAGAAAUGCUAGUCGGAAUCUAUGACCGGGUUAAGGAGAAUGAAAUCAGAUCCGGCAGUGAUCAUGUUGGCCAAGUACUCAAAGUCGAUCAGAGUAUUGUUGGAAAAGACAAGCCCCUGUUGGUAGAACAACACCGACGUCUGAUAUGUUAUUGCCGACUGAAUCAGAUAGCCGAUCCCAACAAGAAACAGGCCAUUACUGCCCAUCAACGCGAGAUCUUCUUGUUUAACGACGUCGUGUUGAUCACGAAGAAUGUGAAUAAAAAGAAGACCAGUACGCAAUAUGUUCUCAGACUGUGGAGUCCACUAAUUGGAGCGACGAUUCAACCAUUCGAGAAUCAGUAUUACUCUUAUGGAUUGAAGUUUUCUCUGCCAGGGAGUCCAGUGUUGUAUUUCAAUGCUAAGAAUGGAGAUGACAGGUGAAUAAUUGAAACCUAAAUUACUCUAAAUUUAGGUGCAAAUUUAUGGCUGAUGUCAAAGAGUCUGUCGCCGAAUCCACUGAAAUGGAACAACUCAGACUAAAAUUUGAGUUGGACAAGCAAAGAGAUGGCGAUCAGAGAGCUUCGAUGAAUCAUCUACACAGAACUGACAGCCAAAGGGAUUCGGGACUUCCAGAUCUUGAUCAAAGUUCUCCACUGAUGAGUCGAAACUCAGAUUCUUCCUUUCGGAACGUCGGGCUUUCGUCGACCUCUUCAACCGAAUACAAUACCCCUCAGAAAUGUUCGCAACAGCCAAGUUAUUCUUCUGCCGCUGGUCCCCGAACUCCGAUUCAUGUAGUACAAUCUCCAACUGGGGUUGCCCCUUUAGCCCCAAAUGGACGCCGUCUUAGCUUCAAUUCUCUGGAUUCGGGCAUGGUGGAGGAGAACAAUGAAUUCUCCAUCUAG
Bursaphelenchus xylophilus (pine wood nematode) is the source of this 3167-nucleotide messenger RNA. NCBI's taxonomy places the organism in Eukaryota, Metazoa, Nematoda, Chromadorea, Rhabditida, Aphelenchoididae. The record is from the annotation of a GenBank genome assembly.